AACCCCUGCACCCCAGGGAUGCUCUCCUCUCAGGUGUGAAACAAGAAGAAAUGGCUUCAGUCCGAAGCUUAAUGUGUAUCCAGGGUGAUAAAAACCUGCAGUCCAUGGCUGUGGGGACAAUGAUGAGAAAGGUCAAGUCCCGCUCCUGGAAAAAGCAGCGCUUCUUCAAGCUGGAGGAGGAUGGCAUGACCAUCUGGUACAAUUCCAGAAAGGCUGGGAAUGACCACUGUACGUUCUCAGUGAGUGAUGUGGAGUCAGUACGUGAGGGACACCAAUCAGAGGUCUUGCAAAGCAUUGCUGAUGAGUUCCCUGCUGACCGUUGCCUCACGCUGGUGUUUCGUGGGCGCCGUGGCAACCUGGACCUUGUGGCGGAGACGGCGGAGGAGGCUCAGGCGUGGAUUAGGGGCAUGCGCAAGCUGAUAGAGAACCUGGAGAACAUGGGCCAAAAGGAGAGACUUGAACAGUGGAUCUGGGACUUGUUUCGGAAGGCGGAUAAAAACAAGGAUGGGCGCAUGAAUUUCAAGGAGAUUCAGGACCUGUUGAAGAUGAUGAACAUGGACAUGAAUGAGCUCCAUGCCCUCCGCCUCUUCAAGAUGGCAGACAAGUCUCAGUCAGGCACGCUGGAGGACGACGAGUUUGUACUUUUCUACAAGAUGCUGACUCAGAGGGGAGACGUGCUGGAGGUGCUCCAGGAGUACUCGGGAGACGGGCAGAAACUUACGCUCCGCGACCUGGAGGACUUCCUAUGUGAGGAGCAGCUGGAGGGAGAGAGAAGCCACACACACGCCCAGGAACUCAUCAACCGCUACGAGCCCUCUGAAACUGCCAAGAUGCUGCAGGCCAUGUCCAUCGAUGGCUUCCUGAUGUACCUCAGCUCACCCGAAGGCUCAAUCUUCAACCCCUGCCACCAGGGUGUAUAUCAGGACAUGACCCAGCCCCUGUGUCACUACUUCAUCUCCUCCUCCCACAAUACAUACCUAAUGGAGGAUCAGCUUCUGGGCCACAGCAGCGUGGAAGGAUACAUCCGUGCCCUGAAACGAGGCUGCCGGUGCGUGGAGCUGGACUGUUGGGAUGGCCCCAACGGAGAGCCAGUCGUCUACCACGGACACACCUUAACCUCCAAGAUCCUCUUCAAAGAUGUCAUCAUUGGUCUGGAAAGCUAUGCGUUCAAGGCGUCCAAGUACCCCGUCAUCCUGUCCAUUGAGAACCACUGCAGUGUGGAGCAGCAGAGGGUCAUGGUCCAGCACCUGGUCACUAUCCUGGGUGACAAGUUGCUGAAAACCACACUGGACAGCACGGUUCCUGAAUGUCUGCCUUCUCCCCAGGAGCUGAUGGGUAAGAUCCUGAUUAAGGGGAAGAAGAUUGGUGAGUCAGGGGAGAAUCCAAACGAGGCAGCGGAGGAGUCUGUGUCGGGUGAAGUGAGCGACGACGAUGAGGUGGAUGAGGAUGGCUCCCACACGGGAAGCCCUGGCCACAGGGGAAAGAGUUCAAAGCAUCAUCUGUCCAGGGAGCUCUCAGACUUCGUGGUGUACUGUAAUAACGUCCACUUUGUCAGCUUUGAGCACUCUCGCAUCCACUCCAAGUUCAAUGAGAUCUGCUCCCUCAGCGAGUCCAAGGCCCGCAAACUCACAAGGUCCGCAGGGGCGGAGUUUGUGCAGCACAAUGUGAGGCAGCUGACCCGUGUUUACCCUGGGGCUCUCAGAACAGACUCCUCAAACUUAAACCCACAAGAAAUGUGGAACGUGGGAUGCCAAAUAGUUGCACUGAACUUCCAGACGCCAGGGCUGGAGAUGGACCUCAAUGAUGGGCUCUUCAGCCAGAACGGUCACUGCGGCUAUGUCCUAAAGCCUGAGUUUUUAAGGAGAAGAGAGAAGAGGUUUGACCCGGAGAACCCUCAGGACUACCAGGCUGUCAGCCUUGUCAUUCAGGUGAUAAGCGGACAGCAGCUUCCCAAAGCGAACAUGAAGGAGGGUGCCAUCAUUGACCCGCUAGUGAGGGUGGAGAUCUAUGGAGUUCCACUGGACCAGGCCAAGCAAGAGACCAGACACAUUGACAACAAUGGGUUCAACCCAGUCUGGAAUGACACUCUGCAGUUCACCCUCCAUGCCCCUGAACUGGCCUUGGUGCGCUUUGUUGUGGAAGAUUAUGACAAGGCAACAAAGAAUGACUUUGUUGGCCAGUACACCCUACCUUUUACGUGUAUUCAGCAAGGAUAUCGUCAUGUCCCUUUGCUGUCCAGGGAUGGCACGAGCAUUCCUCCUUCCUCUCUGUUUGUGCAUGUCAGGAUCACAGAACGUGAUGCCAGAAGUGAUGAGGACUAAAGGCACUGCUUACCAUUCGUAAUCACAAA
Messenger RNA from Megalops cyprinoides (Indo-Pacific tarpon), 2350 nucleotides. Its product is annotated as 1-phosphatidylinositol 4,5-bisphosphate phosphodiesterase delta-4-like. NCBI's taxonomy places the organism in Eukaryota, Metazoa, Chordata, Actinopteri, Elopiformes, Megalopidae. The coding region runs from base 51 to 2321 and encodes 756 amino acids. The transcript is spliced from 16 exons. Gene Ontology annotation, molecular function: calcium ion binding; phosphatidylinositol-4,5-bisphosphate phospholipase C activity. Gene Ontology annotation, biological process: lipid metabolic process; intracellular signal transduction. The record is from RefSeq and is a predicted model, not a curated record.